Molecule: messenger RNA, 2000 nt
Organism: Lymnaea stagnalis (great pond snail)
Lineage: Eukaryota; Metazoa; Mollusca; Gastropoda; Lymnaeidae
Source: the annotation of a GenBank genome assembly
AUGAUACUAUCAACAGGAAGGUCAGCAUGAACAACAAGGAACUAUCAAAGGUAGGCCUACAUGCUGUAGAUGUUGUUUUUUUAAAAAUAAAGAUAAUCAAGUAGCUUUUAUUUCACAAAUUCUCUGGCCAGCAACUUGUUUUUCCUGUUAUACUUUUUACAUAGAUUUUUAGGACAUAAAUGAUACAAGGUUUGGGGUAAACCUGAACGGAGGUGAAGCAAAACACCAAACAAGUUUACUAAAAAAAUCCAAUUGAUGCAAAAAAUAAAACUAGAAAUGAAAAAUAAAUAUGCUCCAGCAGAUUAAACACAUUGAUAAAAUGCACAGGUUUUUAUGUUUUUGUAUAGAAUUUAAAAAAAAAUAAUUUUCUUUACGGGGCUUUAAGUUUAAUUCUGCAGGUUGGCAUGUAUAUUGUUUUCUAGAAAGGAUUUAUUUUUACAAUUUUUUUAUUGUUAACCUGCAUCAUGUACAGGUAGACACUAUUGAGAAUCAAGUAGCUGAAAUAUCCAACAAGGUUACACAAAUGGGUGAGUAACUCAAAUAAUUAAUAUAGAUAAAUAAUAAGGUAUUUGAUUUUUUAGUCUUUGAAUCUUUACAGCAAAAUAAAUUCCUGAUUAUUUUGUUUACCAGUAUGUUUUAAAAAUUCUAUUUUGAACCUUCUUUCCAUUAUCCUAGAAAGUUGAAAAGCAUAUCAAUGUUAAAAUAGUUUUACUCAUGCUCCAGGCAAUUGUUCAAGCAUAAAAUAUUAUGUCUAUUGAAAUAAAUAAGGCCUUAAUUUUAUAAAUAGUAGAAAUAACACUCUUUUUUUAUUCUUGAAACAUUUUUAUUGUGGAAAAAAUUUAAGUAUAAGUAAAACAUUUAAAAAAAAUUUCGUGUAAAAAAUUAUUAUGAACCUAAUAUAAAAAUAUUUCAACCUAUAAUCUGUCUUUUAACCACACAUAUGUGUUUUUAUAGCAGCAUCAAAAAUUGAUUAUCUUAAUGUUUUAAUUAACCAAAUCGGCAAUUGACUGUUGUCUAAGUAUUUUCACAUGUUAGCUCUUAAAAGCCUUAAAAAUGAUAAUGAUAGUCAGUACAAAACAAAAUCUUUAAAUGCCAUGGUUGUAGUUCUUUUUGGUGCUUAAUUCUUAAAAAAAUAACAUCCUCUCAAUAUUUUGACCUAAACUUUGAUUAUUGCAUCUUUUGAUGACUCCAAGGGGAUAAUUAAUUUAAAAAAAUAAAGCUGCCUGACUUUUUUCUUCUUAACAAUUUACUGAUCUAUUUUAAAUAAGGCAAUUCUAAGUUUCAAAUGAUAUCAAUGGGAUUGAAAAAUCUUCUCUAAACAUGACAGAUAUAAAUAAAACGUGUAAUUGAGUGAAAGAAAUAAGAAAUGUUUUACCAAAUUUAAUUGAAAGAAACAAACUGAAAGUUAAAAUUUGACAUAGCAGCUAAAUUUAUUGCAACUUUUCAAAUAUUUUUGUGUGAUUAAAACAUUCUGCUUGAAGAGCACUUUACAAGAUUUCGCUUUUGUGUGUGCCAUAAGUGCCCACCUUUUGUUUAUUUCAACCUCACAGCACCACAGCUUUAGAUUUAUCUAAUUUACUUCAUUAUUAUUAUUAUUAUACUCUGUGACUUUUACAUCCUUUACAGAAAUGAAAUGCUGUCGACCAAAUGUAGGAUUCUCUGCCUGGAGCACAUUUAAUCUCGCAGCAGGCUGUGUGGAUUUAAAAAAAAUUCAUAGUGUGAAAAUGAAAGCAAACAGCGGAGAUCACUUUGAUCCAUUGUCUGUGACGCUCACAGCUCCACUGAAUGGCUUAUAUUUGAUAAACAUUAGUACAAGAUGUGAAAAAGAUGAACCCUUCUUUAUAGCAUGUUUUCACAAAACGAAAAAAAAAAUCAAAUGACGAUGCUGAUCCCAUAUAUCUAGGCCGCGUAAAUGAUAACCAGUCUAUAACACGGUGUGCUGAGAUGAUGUCAGGAGAUGUCAUAUAUUUACAAUCACAGACAUAUGAUGAGAAAGGAAG